CGUGCGCCGCUCUUCUUGAUAUCGAGUCAAGUCCCGCAUUUCGAAAUGAUGUUCUGUCCUUGCAGUGAGAAGGGUCUCCGCAGAAAGGGCACGGGCAGCCCAGUAUUGUUCUGUUUGAGAACGGGGAAAGAUUGUUGAAUACAAUCCUUGAGAUUUCUCAAUAGAUUUGAUAGCCUCCACCAUUGUUUGGGACAUCACGGAAGUUUUUUCCGGUGGUAGAUUGGGACUAGGAGGGCCGCCGACAGGUGUUUUCCUAGCUCUGACCAGCUUGUUCAUGUUGAAGGAUGCAGUAUUACGUAAACUUGACCUCAGCUCCUCUCCUCUCGCGACGCCGUCAGUGCAUCCAGCUGGACGUCGACAAAUGGCUAUAACACAUGUCGUUGAGAACGCAGGCAGCAAUGCCAGGGACUUUUGCAUGUUAGAACGGAAUCUCUUAUCGCACGUCAAGCUUACUCUCUUACUUUUCCUCGUCUCUUGCUCCCUUCUGUUACAAGCUCGUCUUGUCCCUGAUCCCGAAGGAGACCCAGUGGGGAGUUCAAUGAUAGGGCUGCCAUUAGCAUCUAUACAGAUAAUUGCCGCGGUUCUGGCACUCGUUGGUGGCGUUUGGGAAUAUCAUAAUGGGUUCAAAGAUGUCAUCGGUAUGCGAGCUUUUCUGGUGAAGAGAAAACCUCACCUUGUAGUCCUUGCAUUCGUAGUCGUGGUGGUUGUGGCGACUUGCAUUAUAUUGCUUGUAGAAGAAUUUUGAUUCAAUCUUGUCAACCCAUCUCUGUUUCAUCGACCACUCUGUUGAAUUCUCUGUUGAAUUCUCGUGUUUUCACAUAAACCACGCGAUCUCGGAAGGCAAUGCACAUCGUCGAAUAUGGACGCGACAGCUACUAGUUAUGAAAUCCGUUGCAAAUGACUCGAAAGAAAGAAUCUUGCCUUUGACAAUACUUUUUAUCAGAACGAAAAUGAGUGUAAG
Molecule: messenger RNA, 961 nt
Organism: Marasmius oreades (fairy-ring Marasmius)
Lineage: Eukaryota; Fungi; Basidiomycota; Agaricomycetes; Agaricales; Marasmiaceae
Exons: 2
Coding region: 275-745 (156 amino acids)
Source: RefSeq, a predicted model, not a curated record